AUGACCGAGAUCAUGGACGGCUUCUUCUAUGAAGUUGAGGGCAAGUGGGUUGUCGUGGGCGAUGUCGACGUCGACAUUGGCGCCAAUCCGUCUGAGGAAAACCCGGAUGAGGAACUUGACUCUUCGGCCCGGAGGGUCGUGGAUAUCGUGGAUGGGUUCAGGCUCGUGGAGACAGCACCCCAUGACAAGAAGAGCUACAUGGGCUACGUCAAGCCAUGGCUCAAGAAAGUCGCUGACAGCCUUCCUGAAGAUGAACAAGACGAAUUCAAGGCCAAAGCCCAGCCUGCCAUCAAAUUCAUUCUGGGCAAAAUCAAAGACAUGCAAUUCUUCACAGGCGAGUCGAUGGAUUCCGAUGCCACCCUUGUGUAUGCCUACUACAAGGAAGGCGCUUCCAAUCCCACUUUUCUGUUUCCCAGGUAUGCACUAGACGAGAUGAAGUGCUGA
Molecule: messenger RNA, 444 nt
Organism: Ostreobium quekettii
Lineage: Eukaryota; Viridiplantae; Chlorophyta; Ulvophyceae; Bryopsidales; Ostreobiaceae
Source: the annotation of a GenBank genome assembly